AAGACCUGCCUGCCAAGGAGCAGCACACCAGCACUUACAAAGCAGAGGCAAGCGCAUCGAGAGCGUGUGUGUGUGUGUGAGAGAGAGAGAGUGUGUGUGAGAGAGAGAGGGAAGGAAGGAAGGAGAGAGAGGGAAGGAGAGAGAGGCUGUACUCAUGGCUGAACAAAGAGAGAUGAAAGCUCCAUGGCACAGUGGGAAAAUGAUCUGUGUGGCCUUCUUCUUUAUUGCUGCUGUUAUUACCCUCGUAACCAUCGCUGUUGUGCAGAAUAAACCAAUACUGCAGAAGUAUAAGUAUGGAAUAGUACUCGAUGCGGGUUCCUCACACACGGCGAUGUACAUCUAUGAGUGGCCAGCGGAGAAGGAGAACAAUACAGGGAUGGUCCGCCAGCGACACUUUUGCGGGGUGAAAGGCAAGGGGAUCUCCAGCUAUGCCCUGAACAUCAGUGGAGCAGGCCAGUCCCUGAAGGAGUGCAUAGAGGAGGCCAAGCGCAACAUUGAUGAAGCCAAGUACGGGGAGACGCCAGUGUACCUGGGAGCCACUGCAGGGAUGAGGCUGCUCAUGGAACAGGACUCUGAGAGUGCCAAGAAGGUCUUGUCCUCCGUGACGGAUACCCUUCAAAAGACGCCCUUCGACUUCCAGGGGGCACGCAUCAUCUCAGGCCAGCAGGAGGGGGCCUUUGGCUGGAUUACUGUCAACUACCUGAAGGAAAACUUUGGGAAGGCUGCCGGAACAAUGGGAGCUUUAGACCUGGGAGGUGCCUCCACUCAGAUCACCUUUGUCUCCAAGCAACCAAUAGAGUCACGUGACAAUUCCUUGGACUUCCGACUCUAUGGUAGUGACUACCAGGUGUACACACACAGCUUCCUGUGUUAUGGGAAGGAUCAGGUCCUCAAAUUAUCUCUGGAAAAAAACCUAGAGUCAGGUGAGACCGUCCUAGAAGACCCCUGCUUCCACCAAGGUUACAGUCAAGAGAGAAAGUUUAAGGACGUGUUCGAUACCCCCUGUGUCAAGACCAUCAAAAAAGAUGAUUUGAGGGAAAACUUCACACACAAUGGCACUGGCAACUUUGAACAGUGUCAAAGGUCCAUCCAGAAAGUCUUCAACUUCAGCCAAUGUACAAGUUCUCGAUGUUCCUUUAAUGGAGUCUACCAGCCUCCUGUAGCAGGGACCUUUGGGGCCUUCUCUGCCUACUACUUUGUGAUGAACUUUCUAAACUUAACUGGCCAGCCCCUGGAAGAUACCAAGAGGAACCUGGCAGAUUACUGCAAGACCCCAUGGAAUGAAAUUAAGGCGAGACACCACCCCAAAGUGAAGCUCAAGUACCUUGCAGAGUACUGCUUCUCUGGGACCUACAUUUUAACCUUGCUAGAAAAUGGCUACAGCUUCACAGAUGACACCUGGAAAGACAUCACCUUCAUUGACAAGAUCGAAGGCAGCAGUGCAGGCUGGACUCUGGGCUACAUGCUCAACUUGACCAACAUGAUUCCAGCCGAGGCCCCAGACACUCCUCUCAUGACCCACGGCGGCUUCGUCACCCUCAUCCUCUUCCUCUCCGUCUUCCUCUUCGUCCUCUUGUUCCUCGGCCAGAGAUUUCUCGGGUGGCCUUCUUGUUCAUCUCCGAAGGAUAUUGUCUAGGCCUGUGCCAAGGCUGAGGUUACAGGAGCUGUGUACACAGGACAGACUGCCCGGUGGAAGGGAUUUGAAUGUGACCACUAAGGGAGUAGCAGGAAUCUAAUGAAGGCAGCAUCCUGUUGGAUAAGGACCACACCUCAAUGGAGCUCAACUUAGCUAGCAACAAUAAUUAGAGUGCCAGUUUAGAACCACAGGAGACAGGUUAAGAGUGAAGGUGUUGAUGUUAGUCUUUCACUGUCUUCAGAAACAUUUCCUGCCCAAACCAAACAAACUCAGGAGAUUGUUGGAUGUUUUAAGAGAAAUUGUUUUAUUUUGGUAAUAGCAGUUUGGCUAUAAAUACUGUAUACAUAUUUUUAAAGGGUUUUCUUAUAGCACUGUGUGCAUUAAUGUGUCCAACAUGUAAAUGGUGACCAUGAUGCAUCAUCAUUCUGAGCUCUGUGUAAAUAUUUGACAAUUGUAUUAUUUUAUCAUUUUUUGACCCCAAGAAAAUCAGUGGCAUUCAAAAAAAUGAACGAUGGCUUGAUCUACUCAAAUAUUAUACAGGCAUUUCAAGCCAAGUUAUAUCGCUUAUCACAAGAUGAACUUGAAAUGCCUUGAAGUGGACACUCCAAGUAAAUUAAUUAGUCCCUUAAUGGGAUUAAAAUAUCUAUUUUUAUGCAGCUAUUGAUUAUUCCAUGUAGAAACUACAGCACAGUUAUCAAGCUGAACAAAACAUUGAACCAUUACCUUUACUCUCAGCAGUAUUAGACUGCUGUUACUGUUCUAGUAUUGUUAUUGUCAUUCCAUUUCUCCUAACUGGUAGGAUGUGGAAAACCAUAUGCUAAUGUUAAUCUUUUCUACACAGAAUUGUAGUUAUUUCUCAUUGUUCAGAUCAGGUUUAACUAGGUUAUGAGUAUCAUCAUCACCUUGCUUGUUAAGUGCUAUGGCUUGGGUCAAGUAUGCAAAAUGACCAUAGUACCUACCAUAGACAUAUUAUCUGUCCAAAGUGUAUUUAUUCUAAGAACAAAUGAGUCGGAUAAAUGAAAUAUUGAGUUUUAAGUCUACACACUCACUUCCAUACAUGGUAGUAAUGUUGUCUUAUUUCGUCCCCAUUUCAUCCCCACACUUACAGCAGUGCCAGUAACAUUUGUUUUUUUACAUUAAAAUGAACGUGUUAUUGCCUCCCCUUUCCGCAAGGACAGAAAUGACUAACACUGGGAUUUAUGAUGUUUUCUUUGAAAUUGCCAUUCAUGGACUUGUGUUGUUAUGCAUAGUAAAGUGGAUGUGUUGCUGGGAGGAGAGCUCUUUAUCCCCCCUGACACCACAGGGGGGCACUUCCUAUAAACUCUCUCUUUACCUCACAAGGACACGGGAUGAAGAAGCCUGCGGAGGUGCCUUUGUUUUUGUCCUCCUCUUCUCUGUGCGUUGCUCUUUAAGGUGUCAUAGUAUCCUUCCUGUUUUUCUUAGCUGAAUGUGAAUGAAUGUGAAUGUGUAAACUUUAACUGUCAUAUACCAUUUUCUCAUGUGUACCGUGCGUGAAGCAGUGAGCUGAAAGACCAUGCUUACAUGAACAGGUUUCUCUUUGUGAAGCUUAAAAGCGUCUAAUAUUUGUUAAUGUCAGUAAUGUGAGUAAUUGUCAUCCCUGCCUGCAUACAUGGAUGUUCUUGUACAAAACUGACCUGUCAUCAGUUUGUGAUAUCCAAUGUAUGCUCAUCUUGCCAUGUACAGAGUUGUAUACUGUGGUUCCCCACCAAGGACCAUUCACUUUUUAAAAUGGUCUGUCUCUUUUGUAUAUUGAAUAUGGAAGCUGUGGAUUUAUAUAUUAAUCAAAAACAAUGGAAACUCUAUUCUGUGGUAUAGA
Messenger RNA from Sardina pilchardus (European sardine), 3473 nucleotides. It is a transcript of the gene entpd1, whose product is annotated as ectonucleoside triphosphate diphosphohydrolase 1. The transcript is spliced from 10 exons. Gene Ontology annotation, cellular component: plasma membrane. Gene Ontology annotation, molecular function: hydrolase activity. The record is from RefSeq and is a predicted model, not a curated record. Bases 155 to 1636 code for a protein of 493 amino acids. Lineage: Eukaryota; Metazoa; Chordata; Actinopteri; Clupeiformes; Clupeidae.